AUGAUUUGGAGUUGGCUGAAUAAGAGUGAAGAUUUGUGUGGAGGCCCAAUCGUUGACCUCAUCGGCGCCAGAUUCUUCUACAAGGGUUUCGAGGCAGAGAUCGAUAAAUCACAUGAUUUCAAAUUACCUAGGGACUCCGAUGGCCACGAGACACACACUUCCUCAACCGCAGCUGGUUCUUCAGUGAAAGACGCUUCCUUCUUGGGAUACGCUGCUGGAGUGGCUCGUAGAAUGGCUCCACGGACUCGGAGUGCGAUAUACAAAGCAUGUUGGUAUUUCGGGUAUUGCAUGUCGUCUGAUGUCUUAGCAGCCAUGGAUAAGGCCAUCGAAGACAAGGUCGAUGUCUUGUCCAUCUCAUUUGGGUUAGGCGUGUUGAACUAUGACCAAGACGGUAUUGCUAUUGAAGCAUUAGAAGCAGUGGAGAGAGGAAUUUUUGUCUCCGUCUCUGCGGGAAACUCUGGUUCAAGAGAAUCAACACUGAUGAAUGUAGCUCCUUGGAUCACCACAGUUGGAGCGGAAACCGUGGAUAGUGAUUUCCUUGCGACUGUCCUCCUUGGAAACGGCAAAGCUUUUGCAGGAUACUCAUCGUUGUUCAAACGGUGUCGUAGAGUUUUCACCAUUAGCCAAGCCCCUUUGGUUUAUGCGCUACUUGGCAGGAAUUUCACUAGUAAAAUCGUGUUCGUCGAUAUGGGAGGAGACGUCGAUGCUGAAUCUGGUGCGUUUGGGGUUAUCUACGCGAACACG
This is a messenger RNA of Raphanus sativus (radish), 744 nucleotides long. RefSeq names its product subtilisin-like protease SBT1.7. NCBI's taxonomy places the organism in Eukaryota, Viridiplantae, Streptophyta, Magnoliopsida, Brassicales, Brassicaceae. Gene Ontology annotation, biological process: proteolysis. The record is from RefSeq and is a predicted model, not a curated record. The transcript has a single exon. The annotation marks the transcript as partial. Gene Ontology annotation, molecular function: serine-type endopeptidase activity.